Messenger RNA from Condylura cristata (star-nosed mole), 1387 nucleotides. It is a transcript of the gene TPMT, whose product is annotated as thiopurine S-methyltransferase. The record is from RefSeq and is a predicted model, not a curated record. Bases 77 to 814 code for a protein of 245 amino acids. The transcript has 9 exons. Lineage: Eukaryota; Metazoa; Chordata; Mammalia; Eulipotyphla; Talpidae. Gene Ontology annotation, molecular function: thiopurine S-methyltransferase activity.
GGGGUUCUGCGGCGUGCGUUCUGCAGAUCACUAGGUAUUGAAGAGAUCUCCUUGUAGGCAAAGUUGCCCUGAAACUAUGGAGGGUGCAAAAACUGUGCUUGAUUUUCAAGAAUACUCUGACAAUGAGGUACAGAAACAACGAGUACUAACUCUGGAAGAAUGGCAGGAAAAGUGGGUGAACCGCAAUAUUGCAUUUCAUCAAGAACAAGGAAAUCAGCUAUUAAAGAAGCAUUUGGAUACUUUUCUUGACGGCAAGAAGGGACUGAGGGUAUUUUUUCCUCUUUGUGGAAAAGCAGUUGAGAUGAAAUGGUUUGCAGAUCGAGGACACAGUGUCGUUGGUGUGGAAAUCAGUGAACUUGCAAUACAGGAAUUUUUUACAGAGCAGAAUCUUUCUUACUCAGAAGAGCCAGUCGUGGAAAUUCCUGGAGCCAAGCUAUUCAAGAGUUCUUCAGGGAGCAUUUGGUUAUACUGUUGCAGCCUGUUUGAUCUUCCCAGAGCAAAUAUUGGCCAGCUUGACAGGAUUUGGGAUAGAGGAGCAUUAGUCGCCAUCAACCCAAGUGAUCACCAACGCUACUCAGAUAUAAUACUGUCCCUCAUGGGAAAAGAGGCUCACUACCUCUUGUCUGUUGUCUCUUAUGAUCCAACCAAACAUGCAGGUCCACCAUUUUAUGUUCCAGAGGCUGAAAUUCAAAAAUUGUUUGGCUCAACGUGCAAUAUUCGCUGUCUGGAGAAGGUUGAUAUUUUUGAAGAAAGAUAUAAACAAUGGGGGGUUGAUUACUUAUUUGAAAAGUUAUACCUACUUACAGAAAAGUGAGAUACAAGCAAGAAAGAGCAACAUGUAUUUGAGUGAUUUAACAUGUGCUAAAGAAUGAAAAUAUAAUGAAUGUCUUUUGGAAAAAGGUAUUCACCACGGAUCUUUGCUCAAAAGUGCAUAACUUUUUAGAAAAAUCACGUAUGAAAUGAUAAAGCUACCUUUGGAAAUGACAGGAUGAUGGGGUAUGGGAGAUUACACCUGUUUGAUUUAUUACUGAUUGUAAGAAUCCUUCAGAGUCACCUUGUAUUACUUGUAUAAUUAAAAAAUAAAAGAAGUGCAAUGUGUAUAAUAACAACCAAAAAGAUAACAGAUGUGGAGACAUUGACGUUUAGAACCAUUGAAGAUAUCGAACACUUUGACAAUGUUCAAGAUAAAAGAAAGUGGCCCAAGAAAUUAUAUUAACUACUAGCUUUGACGGUAAACCCUAUUCUAAAAUCCUGACCUCUUAACAUUUGCCUCCUUGUGAAAUUAUAUAUGGAACACAAUCAAGAAACAAGUGUAAAGAUUAAAUCAGUAGAGUAACCUAUGUAAAAUCAAAAAUGUUUUUCCCAAGUUGCAAAAAUAAAUUUUAAA